CCUAACAAGAAGAGUCGAGUACGGCCAAAUAUCCGUACCUCCUACUACGACCCGGACAAGGCCCAACAAACCCAAUACUCAUUCGGCCCAAUACUCAUACGGUUAGAUGUACACGCAACACGCUCGAUAGGUGGGAACGAAGAGAUCAGACUGUCUGACAAUUGGUGUGAUUCAUCAAUAUCCCUUGAUUCAUCAAUCUUCCCCUGUUUCGUACUUGUUGCUCUGUUUCUCCUACAGCCGCAAGCAAGCGAUUCAUCAGAAUUCCAAAUCCAUGGAAGACGAUGAUCAUCAUCAUCACGGCAAGGAAGAGUUGAAGCACCUAUGCAAGUACUGCGGCAAGCGCUUCCGUAGUGGCAGAUCGUUGGGAGGUCACGUAAGGUCUCAUAGAGAGUGGAUCUGGGAAAGCUCACCUGAAGUUAAUGAUGGCAUCACCGGCAUCUACAAAAAGAAGCUCCGUCCCCUUUCCGACUACAGAUCAGCUAUGGAUGAGGAGGAGGACGUGGAGGAGGAGGAUGUGGAAGCUUUUCUUGCUUCUUUGGACCCCAACCAUGAAAUAUUGCCACGAUCCAGAGUGUUGGAAUUGUUAAGUAAAGAAGCAAUCGGUUGCCUCACCGCACUUCUCGAACGCAAAAUCCCUCACAAUCGCUUGGAUCUAUUUGCUUAUGCUGACCGCAGCCGACCGCUCAUAUUUGAAGCUGCUGAGAGAGGGUUCUAUGGGGCGGUCGUAUUGUUUUUGCGACAUGGGGUUUCUCCCAGUGCUAGGCUACCAACACGCUAUGAUCGGCCGGAGAUGAUUCCCAUCGAUUCUGCAAUAUUUGCGAGUUGCAGCGAGCAAUGGGAUUUGAAAUUCCGGAACAAGAUUGUUUAUCAUCAAAGGCUCUACAGUUUGAUGCUCUGGCUUCCCGAAUGGAUCAGCAGCAAUUUGGACUGGUGGCACACGGUCAAGCUGCUUGGACAGACCACCGAACAGGGGAUGCUGGAGAUGAGGAUUCUGCAGUAUGCAAGGAAUGGCCAAGCUGCCAGGCUGCUCUGGCUGCUGCUUGCAGUUCCUGACCGAGUUCUCUCCCCCACAUUCUUCAGGGACACCACUCUCCAGCAGCGUUUUGGAACUGCCUCCUUGUCACUCCGCAAUUUCCUUAUUGCUCAGCUUGCUUUCUUCACUGGCAUUAGGUUCACCCUCGAACCCCACGGGCGCAGCCACUGGAAAGGGAUCCGCCACGAUCUGGGGUACAGUAAAUCGAGCCUAACGUGUUCCCUGCGAUUGCUUGAAGUCUUCCGCAGGGCUGGCCCCCAGUUGUGUCACUUAAUGGCAAUGUUAGAGAAGGAAAAGGAAAUGAAAACAGAAAGGGAAAAGGAGAGGGAAACGUAUCCCCUUCUUCCCAAUUACCCAAUUGCUCAACAGUUCAAGACUGUGCUCAAGGAAGCUGGCUUCCCUAUGGCUUCUCUCCAAUGCCCGGACAGAACUACUCACCAGGGCUGGAAGCCGGAGCCUGACUAUCACUGGACUCCCCAGAGAGAUGACUACCCUGAAUUGGAGUUCUUGAUUCGACCACCACAUUUACGCAGAAGUGAAAUUCUUGAUUCAGACUUCAACAGAGCCAUCGAGAAGUUAUGCCAGCAUCCUUGCCUGAAGGAAUGGACAUCCCAAAUGUCCAUUUUCAAGUUGCUUUUCAUAUUUUGCCUCCCUGAAGUGGUAGAAAAGAUGCAAUCCGUGUUACCCCCCAAGUAUGUUAACCCUGCAACUGUUAUCCAACCUGUGUAUCUUGCUGAGUUAUGCUUCACAUAUAUUGCGGAGGGCCGAAUUGUUGAGUUCACAGCUGCUCUAAUGGCUACACAAGUUCUUCUUCGGUUGGGAUAUCCACUACGUCCUCACACAUCUCGUAAUAGCAAUAAUAAUGUGGAUCAUCAUCAUCGUAUGAUUGUCCCCACUACUGUCUAUGAAUCACUGCUGCAUGCCUUGAUGAGAGUGCUUGAUGAAGAAAUCAGCUUAACCGGGAAACCUAAGGACGAUGACUCUGUUCAAAUUUGCAAAGAGAAAAAAUUAGUGAUAUCUUCUGCGUUCCUACUAACCAAGAUAUUCGAAAAAUCUGCACAAGAUUUUCAUUGGUAUCUUCACUCACCAAGAUAUAAGGAACUUAGGGAUUUGAAGUUGAUAGUAAAUGAUGUUGCCUCCUUGCUGAAAGGCACAGGCUUUGCGUUAAGAUCCCGAGACAUCUGUGUGAAUGAGUUAAACUGUUUCUCGAGCAAAUCAGGUUCCAGCAAAACGGAGUUAGAAGGAAGUUCAUCAUCAUCAUUUGAGCCACUUUUGCAGACAGCAAAGUUGACGAAAUUUUCCACAAGGACAUUUGAGUCAUCCUUGCAUGCUCAGUCAAUUAGCAAACUUCCAGCUCGCUCUUAUCACUCAUUCCCAACUUCAAGAUACCCAGGAAAUAGGGUAAAUUCGGUAGCAAAAAAGGUGGAGGCGAGAAAACAGUUAGAUGCUAUGCGGAGGAAUAAUUGGAGGUUCUUGACAGUGAUAAGGAGGGUAAUAAUGUGGUUUUAAACGGCUUCCAUGGAGACUCGGCAUCAUGUAGGAUAGAACCCCAACUGGAGAGAUGUAAAGCCAGUUUGAAUGACAUUAUAAAAAGAAAAAGCCAGUUUGAAUGAACUCCGAACUGAAGAGGUUAUGAAUUUAUCGCUACCUAACUCGAAGCCAUUCUAUUGCAUAUGUAUGUUUCAAUAUUUGUGUAUUGAUUUCUGGUGCUGACAACUGAGGAAGGAAUAAAGAUUCAACCUGAAAUUAUGUAUUGAAGCAGAAUCCAAAGGCCACCGUUAUCAUCACCAUCACCAUCCUCUACUGUUGAAACCCAAAAGAGACCAGAAGAAAUCACAGAGUAGUAA
Molecule: messenger RNA, 2880 nt
Organism: Linum trigynum
Lineage: Eukaryota; Viridiplantae; Streptophyta; Magnoliopsida; Malpighiales; Linaceae
Source: the annotation of a GenBank genome assembly